Molecule: messenger RNA, 3802 nt
Organism: Leptopilina heterotoma
Lineage: Eukaryota; Metazoa; Arthropoda; Insecta; Hymenoptera; Figitidae
Product: probable tyrosine-protein kinase DDB_G0283397
Exons: 13
Coding region: 167-3169 (1000 amino acids)
Biological process (GO): mitotic spindle assembly checkpoint signaling; attachment of spindle microtubules to kinetochore; mitotic sister chromatid separation
Cellular component (GO): kinetochore; midbody; intercellular bridge
Molecular function (GO): ATP binding; protein kinase activity
Source: RefSeq, a predicted model, not a curated record
AUAUUACAAUUAAAAAUUGGAUAUAAAACAAAUUCUUCGAAUUUUAGUAAUUAAAUUAAUUUUCCGAUAUUUAAUGUGCCGAAAAAGUUAGGAACUUACGAUCAAUUUUGUAAAUUUUAAACAAUGACUUAACAUCCACUUCCUGGUACCAGAAAACGUGGGAAGGAUGUCUAAACAAAAUUUGGGGGGGAAGACGAAAGCGUAUCGGAGCAAUGAUGUACUAAAAGGUAGGGGGAGUACUCGAGAUCGAAAUGUUCACCGAACCGGGGUUCAGGGCAAAGUGAGAAACCGGCCCGGUAGCAUUGCAAAUAGUGAAAUAGUAACACGCGUUCGGUCCUUGAAACGCAUUAUUUUUUUUGCAUCACCAGUGCAUUAUUUUAUAAGUGUUAUCAAUUUUUAUAUUCAAUUUAUACACAAUUGUGCUUCAUGUGUCAUGGGGAUUAUGGGUGUACUCAAAUGGUUUCGAAAGGAAGGUAACAGAGAUCAACAGAGAUGGAGUAUGUCACCAGAACUUAGUCGUCUGAAUAACGAAGCGUCACGUAUCAAGGCAAUAAGGGCAUUUAUGGAUCGACGAAAGAAUGAAAAUGAGACAAAUAAUUAUUUGUUGAUUUCCAAUCCAGACAAGGAUUUUAAUUACAAAACGUUUGUCAAAAAAAUUAAUGAGAGCAAAAAUGUUAAGGAUAUAAAUUCGGUAAUUCCUGGUGUACCGCAUGUGAAAUUUUCGGAUUUUUUUGAAGUCGGAUGGGUCGCAGGAACGGAGGAUCGUUAUCUCGAAUAUGUCUAUGCCGAAUGGGAUAAUACAAAAGUUUCCAUAAAAAAACACACGCAUCCUGAAUGUGAAAAGGCCAUUAAAGCCGAUCUGGCAGUUCUUACGGAAAUUCGUCAUCCUAACGUCGUUCUUCUGAUAGCAACCUCAUUUGUCGAAGGCCAUGGCCUAGUGUCAAUUUUCGAGUCUUUGAAUUGUACUAUUUACAAUUAUAUUCAUGAAAAAGAAGAACGUGUUUCCGUUCAGGAAACUGUCAGAUGCAUUCGCAAACUCGCUGAGGCUCUUGGAUACGCUCACAUGAGAGGAUAUAUUCACGGUGCUAUAAGUUCGCACUGUGUUUUUCUAACAUCAGGAAUCAUUAAAUUAGGCGGAUGGGAAUUAGCAACGAAAAAAAAUGAGCCAAAAGAAGAGCAGGAAUUUGAAAAUCCCCUCAGAGCUGAAAUUUUCAGAUGGCAAGCGCCGGAAUUAUUUUAUGAUCAAACACCAACAGAAGCCACCGAUAUUUAUGGACUUUCUCUGUUAAUAUGGGAAAUGACAACAAUGCAAUUACCAUGGAAUGGAUUGAUAAAGGCAGACAUCGAGAAACAAUAUGUACACUGGAAGCAAGGAAUUCCUAUAGAUCUCUACAAUUUUCCAUCAUUGCUCAGCAAAUUAUUGGAGACUGGACUUGAAAUCGACGUUGCAAAGAGAACAAUAUCCAUGAAUCAUAUGUACAAAAUGUUACAGAGACUCGAGUUACAGUAUGAAUCGGAAGCUCCAAUUUAUGCAGAUCAAUUGGCAAUGAAUAAUAAUACACCAAAUACAAAAACACUAAAUCUACCACUUGGCACCGCACCACCAGUAAAAAAAUGUUCAUCCUCGAGAUCAUCAACUUCAUCCGACAAUUGGAAAUCAAUAACAAAACCAUCUGCCAUUGCCGCUCAAAACAAUCUCAACAAGAAAUUAAGAUCAAGUUCAAAACGAAAUUCAGUUAUUAAUGAAAGUGAGAAAAUUGAGGAAGCCGUGGACAAUGAUUCCGUUUAUAAUAUUAAAAAAUGUACAGAUUUAUUUUUACAAAUGGAGAGAUUACAUACUUGUAUUGAGACACAAGAGGAUCUAUGGGUGUUGUAUAAUUAUUAUGAUCAACAAAAGGAAAAUUCUGAUAUUCAAAGUUCAAUUCCAAGUAUUAUUAAUGAAUCCGAAAAGAGUAAUUUCACAAGUGAAGAACGUAUUUCCAGUAUUAUUUAUGGUUCAACAUCGUCGAGAACGAUAGAAUCGUCUGAUGACGAUUUUAAUGAGACUCGAAAUGAUAUUAAAAAACUAAAAGAAUCUUUGGCUAGUAAACGAGAGCGUUUCUUUUACGGUGAUGAUUGUCAGCGAUCCAUUUCUAACACUAGUACAGAGAACAAAAUUCCAGCUUACAAUAAUGUCCAGGGUAAAAGUUAUGAGCCACAUAAGCCGGCUAGUCAUAAAACAAGUUUCGAACCAAAAUUACAUAAAACUUCACAACCAGAAUUAAUUUUGACUAAACCGAUUAAAGAAAAAGAGCAAACAUUCGAACACUCUUGUAUUUCAUCGAUAAUUAAGGAUGCUGUCAUUAAUCCACAACUCGUGAAUGCUAAUCACGAUAAUGUAUUUGAAUCAUCACUUUGGAGAAAGGAAAAAAUGAUAGUCAUGUCAAAAAUGAGGAAAAGCUUUACUGAUGACACGGUCACCUAUUCUCAAGAUCUGAAACGUGAAAUCUCGCAAAACGAUGAAAGAAACUUGAAAUCAAUGGAAAAUGAUACUUUUAAUAUGAACUCGCUUAUUAUUGACAAUGAUGCAUGUCUUAAUGAAAGAUUCAUUGAAGAGAAAUCUCUUGACGAAUCCGACAAGAAAGUCAUUGACGUCAUUGACAAUAGUGAAUUAAAUAUCAACAAUGAAUUUUCCGACAACCAUCAAGAAUCUGAGAACAAAUCAUUAAUAGCAUUAAAGCAAGCUUUAGAUCGAGCCACAGAAAUAAUUUGUCCUGCUGAUAAUUCAUUACGAUUUUCAUCACAUAAAACAGUAGAUGAAAUGACAAAUGAAAAAUCAAUAAGCAAUGAUAAAGAGAAGGAAAAUAAUGACAAUUUGUCAUUAUUACUCUUCACCGAUAAAAUGAAUGAUGAAUGCAAUUCUUGCCAUCAUACGGCUGCUUUAGCGAGAAGAAGAUCUUUACCCGCUGCCUUGGGACAAUCAAAAGUAUUCACAAAAAUGCCCGUUGGAAAAUUAUCGACACUUAUGGCUGAUCCUUCGGACACCACAUUUGAGGAUCUGUACAUUGACGACGACUUUGGUGAAAGUCUCAACGUAAAUAUGGUUCUUUUGGCAAAUGAAAAUCUCCUAGAUCAAGAUAUUCUGCCGGAUUUAUUAGAACUAUCACAUAAUUCCCUAUUCAAUCGAUAAAUUAUUAAUUAAUAAGAAUAUUCUCCAUUUAUUUAUUUUAUGUUUUUUUUUCUUGCUGAGAAAUUGUGAUUUAUGAGACGAGAAUGUCUUAAUUAAUUCCAAAAUAUUGGAAAAAAGAAAUUUCUUUUAUGAGCAAUGGUAGAAAAAAAAAUGAAAAAAAAGAGCUCUCAUUAAAAGUGAUUGAGUCAGUUACCAUUAUUUAUUUUUUAAUUUUAUACUAUGAUGUAAUUUUAUACAAAAAAGCUUUUAUAAUUUAAGAAAAAUUUCCUUUUUUUGAAACUGACUAAUAUUACAUUUAAUUUACAACUUUAUUUAUUAAAAAAAGAAAAAGGAAGAACAUAUUUUCUAUUAUAUGAAUUCAUCAAUCAUUAUAAAUUGUACAAUAUUUCUUUUCAAUCAAAAUAUCGAAAAAUUUGUAUUUUUAUGAUAAUGGACCAUUUUUAUAUACAAUCCAAUAUUCUGUGUUUAGAGAAUUAAAAGAGAAAUCAUAAUAAAAACUGAAUCCUUAAUAUAAUUCCUUCAGUAAUAUUUGAAAAUUCACCCAAAAAAAGCUGAAAGAUUGAUAAAAAAUUAUGAUUUGGUUUAUUAAUUAUUCUCAUUGUGCAACUAAUAAAAAGUACCUUUAAAAUAAAA